Messenger RNA from Auanema sp. JU1783, 187 nucleotides. The record is from the annotation of a GenBank genome assembly. NCBI's taxonomy places the organism in Eukaryota, Metazoa, Nematoda, Chromadorea, Rhabditida, Rhabditidae.
CUCGCAGAUAGAUCUAGCGUAAUAACACAUCAAACAGAAGGUUCCUGCCGUAUGGAUCAUAACUAUCGUAUAGCAUUGAACGAUGUUUUAUUCCAAAAGCUAGACAAGACUGUUCGGGUUUUUUCAGUCGAAGAAUUUCAAUGUAUAUUCAACCGCUAUCAAGAAUUAUGUACUAUGAAGCCGAACA